This is a messenger RNA of Symbiodinium pilosum, 1468 nucleotides long. The record is from the annotation of a GenBank genome assembly. Lineage: Eukaryota; Dinophyceae; Suessiales; Symbiodiniaceae.
GCCGUGGAGCAGAAAUCCAAAAGGAGAGGUUCAGAGGAAGGCUGUGGAAGCAAGAGCUGCUGACUGGGCUGCAGAAUGGCUGACGCAGGAGCUGACCAAGAGCCCGGUACUGCUGAUCUCAGAGUCGAAUAGUGCAACUUUCAAAGAUGCCGAGAAGCGCUUGAAGGAAGCUUGCGUUCGUUUCGACAUCCUGGAACUUGAUAGACUGGGCUCUGCUGGCACUGCGCUGCUGGAACAACUCAAGUGCCACAACAGGAUGGCGGGUGCUGCAUUUGUCUUCGUUGCUGGGAACUUGCUGCCAGAGAACUUUACCAAAGAGAGCACUCUUUGGCUGCAGCAGGUAUGCUACAAUGCUGGGGCCCAGUUCAUGGAACCUCCAGAAGGCACCAACAUGACGUGGACAGUGCAGCAAAAUGCCAGAUGGCUGCCUCCCAAAAACAUCGGGGGUCGGCGGUGGUACCAAGACGAUGCAGGAAUGGCCAAAUACGAGGAUGAGCACGCAGAUCCUGCCCGCAAUCUUUACAACGAAAUUAUGGCAGCGCCAGGCGGUGGUACUGCUCUGCGGACGAGGAUUUCAAAUCCUGGUCAGAAGCUGUUGCGUCAGGAUGCUAGGCUUGAUGAGCCUGACAAGUUCGGUGUAGCCCAGCGUUGGCCAUCUUGGGGACGAGUAGACCUGCUGCUUCGAAAUGUGGAUGGCGUGACGGAUUACCUCAGAUCACGGGAUGUUGCGAGAGUGAGGCAGAUUCUAGACGACGAGCCGGAUACAUAUUCUGAAGGGUUGCCCAAGGACACUUUGAUGUGGGUCUAUGGGCUAGGGAGAAGGAAGCUCAUGGAAGAGUUGGACCAAAGGCAGUGCCACCAUAAGGUCAUAUCCGCCAUUGAUGUGCAAGGCCUUCGAGAGGCACUGUUGGAGGAACUUGAGAAGGAGCAAGCUUACAGCCCAACACGGCAGGGUGUUACACCAGGAGUGAUCCAAAGCUUCACCCGGCACCAGCUCAGAGUUGAGCGAGAAGCAGACAGUGAUGUGGUUUUGCUGCUGGCUGUUAUUGACGAGCAGAGUCCCCGACAUUUGAGAUUCAGGGACCAGCUUGAAGGGGCUGCCCAACUUCUUCUCCGCUCUGCUCGCAUUGUGGCUGUUGAUGGUCGCAAGAACGAAGAAGUGAUGGUUGAGUAUGGUGUCACACGCUUUCCGACGCUGAUUUGGCUUCAAGGUCGAAGUGGCAUUGAGCUGGCACGUGAGAUUGGGCCUUUUCCUGCGACAUCCAUCGUGGAUCGGACCCGACUUGUCCUGGAUGUUAAGGAGCUACCCGAGCCCGGCGAGGAGGCUGCUGCGCUACUGGCGCAAACAGGUGCUCCUUCAAGGAAGUUCCGGCGGAGAAGGUUUGACCGGCCGCUGGCGGACAAAAACGCGGCUGUGAGAUCCAUCAACUCUCACUCCAAAGGAUUCUGGCGCCAUGGCAGGCGGUGA